Molecule: messenger RNA, 4877 nt
Organism: Pelodiscus sinensis (Chinese soft-shelled turtle)
Lineage: Eukaryota; Metazoa; Chordata; Testudines; Trionychidae
Source: RefSeq, a predicted model, not a curated record
CACCACUUUAUAGGUAUGCUGUCUUUUCCUGAACAGUUGUACUCACUAAAUGAAUACAAACCACCUAUUUCGAAGGCUAAAAUGACACAGAUCACCAAGGCAGCAAUCAAGGCUAUAAAGUUCUACAAACACGUUGUACAGAGUGUUGAGAAAUUCAUUCAAAAGUGCAAACCAGAAUACAAGGUGCCUGGUCUCUAUGUUAUUGACUCUAUUGUGCGACAGUCCCGGCAUCAGUUUGGGCAAGAAAAGGAUGUGUUUGCUCCUAGAUUUAGCAAUAAUAUCAUCAGCACUUUCCAGAAUUUAUACCGUUGUCCUGGAGAUGACAAGAGUAAAAUUGUUAGAGUGCUAAAUCUGUGGCAGAAAAAUAAUGUAUUCAAGAGUGAAAUUAUCCAGCCUCUCCUGGAUAUGGCGGCUCCAGUCUUGCCCAGUACUACAGCUGCUAUGAGCAACAAUACACCAGGAACUCCUGUGACCCCUGUUACUCCAGCUAAUGUUGUACAAAGUUUACCUGAUCCUUGGGUUUCUCAAAUUGCUAAUACAGAUACACUUACUGCUGUUGCACAUAUCUUACAGAGUCCCCAAGGCCAACAGCUUCAGCAGUUAAUACAGACGCUGCAAAUACAACAACAGAAGCCACAGCCUUCACUUCUUCAAGCGCUAGAUGCUGGUCUUGUUGUUCAGUUACAGGCCCUCACAGCACAACUUACAGCUGCAGCUGCUGCCGCCAACACACUUAAUCCACUGGAACAGAAUGUCUCUUUUAACAAGAAGCUGAUGGACAGGUUUGAUUUUGGGGAAGAGCCUGAAUUAAGUGAAGAGCCUAAAAAAGAAACUCCCAAUUCCCAACUGCCUCUAGUAUCAGAGUCUGUGAACAGCUCACUUUUUCAUCAACUUGCUGAACAACUGCAACAACAAAAUUUAGAACAUCUCCGACAGCAACUUCUAGAGCAACAGCAGCCUCAAAAGGCAAGCCCUGAGGAAAAUCAAGAAGGAAAUUUUGGGUCCGAGCACUCUGCAUCACCAUCACAAGGGAGUAGUCAACAGCAGUUUUUAGAAGUGGAAACAAACCUAGAUGAUUCAAUGGAUAUUCAACAACAGGACAUGGAUAUAGAUGAAGGGCAAGAUGUAGUCGAAGAAGAGAUUUUUGAACAAGAAGAAAAGAAAUCAGCUGUUCGCUCAAGAUCAAGAACACACUCAAGAUCUCGGUCAAGGUCACCAAGAAAACGGAGGUCUAGGUCACGGUCUGGUUCCCGAAAACGUAAACAUAGGAAACGUUCACGCUCAAGGUCAAGAGAAAGAAAGAGAAAGUCAUCGCGGUCAUACUCCAGUGAAAGACGAGCUAGAGAAAGGGAAAAAGAACGCCAAAAAAAGGGAUUGCCUCCUAUUCGAUCUAAAACAUUAAGUGUUUGCAGUACUACUCUUUGGGUUGGUCAAGUAGACAAGAAGGCCACACAGCAAGAUUUAACUAAUUUGUUCGAAGAAUUUGGACAAAUAGAAUCUAUUAAUAUGAUUCCUCCAAGAGGUUGUGCAUAUGUCUGCAUGGUUCAUAGACAAGAUGCAUAUCGUGCUCUUCAGAAACUUAGUUCUGGAUCCUACAAAAUUGGAUCUAAAAUUAUUAAGAUUGCUUGGGCUUUAAAUAAAGGUGUGAAAACAGAGUACAAGCAGUUUUGGGAUGUGGAUCUUGGAGUUUCGUAUAUACCUUGGGAAAAAGUGAAAUUGGAUGAUUUAGAUGGCUUUGCUGAAGGAGGCAUGAUUGACCAGGAGACUGUAAAUACAGAGUGGGAAACUGUGAGGAGUGCAGAGGCUGUUAAAGAGAAUAUCCAAACUACUCAGAGUGCAACUGUUGAUAAGAAUACGGCCGUUACCACACAGACAGAAGCAUAUACUCAACCUGUAACUAUGCUGCAGAUUCCAGUAACUCCAGCUGUGCCUGCUGUUAGUUUAGUUCCACCAGCAUUUCCUGUAACAAUGUCUGUCCCGCCUCCUGGCUACAGUGGACUUCCACCACCUCCAUUCUUGCGGGCAAGUUUCAACCCUUCCCAACCACCUCCUGGUUUUAUGCCUCCUCCGGUUCCACCAGUGCCACCGCCUGUUGUUCCACCACCUGUUGUUCCAUCAGUAGUCCCAACAUCUCUAGUGCAGCCUCCCCUAUCCAUUACUCAAGAGGCAAUGAAAGAUGUUUCUUUUGGUAGCCUUGUUUUACCAGUUGGCACCAUGUCUAGUGGUCUAGCCACUCCAACAUUAUCAACAGGAAGUGUUUUUAACCCUCUUCCAAGCAGCAAACCAGAGUCAGAAGAAAAAGGAUCACAUCUUGCAGACAUUCAGAUUUCUUCCAGUGAAAACAACAGAUCUGUUCAAAAUGAUGUCUCAAGCAGCUCCGGACUCACGGGAGGAGUGCAGCCACCCAGUGUCUCAAGCAGCUCUGGACGUGCAGGAGGAGUGCAGCCACCCAAUGUCUCAAGUAGCUCCGCUCUUGUGGGAGGGGUGCAGCCAUCCAGUGUCUCAAGCAGCUCCACACUUGCGGGAGGAGUGCCGCCACCCAGUGUCUCCAGCAGUUCUGCCCUUGCAGGAGGAGUGCUGCCACCCAAUGUCUCAAGCAGUUCUGCACUUGCAGGAGGAAUGCCACCACCUGGUGUCUCAAGCAGCUCUGGACUUCUGGCAGGACUGCCUCUGCCGAACGUCUCAAGCAGCUCUGGACUUCUGGCGGGACUGCCGCCACCGAACGUCUCAAGCAGCUCUGGACUUCUGGCGGGACUGCCGCCACCGAACGUCUCAAGCAGCUCUGGACUUCUGGCGGGACUGCCGCCACCGAACGUCUCAAGCAGCUCUGGACUUCUGGCGGGACUGCCGCCACCGAACGUCUCAAGCAGCUCUGGACUUCUGGCGGGACUGCCGCCACCGAACGUCUCAAGCAGCUCUGGACUUCUGGCGGGACUGCCGCCACCGAACGUCUCAAGCAGCUCUGGACUUCUGGCGGGACUGCCGCCACCGAACGUCUCAAGCAGCUCUGGACUUCUGGCGGGACUGCCGCCACCGAACGUCUCAAGCAGCUCUGGACUUCUGGCGGGACUGCCGCCACCGAACGUCUCAAGCAGCUCUGGACUUCUGGCGGGACUGCCGCCACCGAACGUCUCAAGCAGCUCUGGACUUCUGGCGGGACUGCCGCCACCAAAUGUCUCAAGCAGCUCUGGGCUUUUGGCGGGACUGCCGCCACCAAAUGUCUCAAGCAGCUCUGGACUUCUAGUAGUACCACCACCCCAUGUCUCAAGUAGUUCGGGACUUCUGGGGAUGCAGCAUCCAGCAGGUGUUCAAAACAUACACCAUUUAAGUAUUAGUAGUCAAAGGAUGCCUGGAAUGCCUCUCUUAGAUAUCCGUCCAGGACUAAUACCCCAGUCACCCGGACCAAGAUUUCCAUUAAUACAGCCUGGAAUACCACCACAGCGCAAUAUCCCUCCUCCAACGAUCCUUGACCCAUCCCUUCAUCCACCACCUAGAGGUCCUUUUCCUCCUCCGGGAGAUCUUUUUAACCAAACAGAAAGACAUUUUGGGACACCUGGAAGACAAAAUGUUGAUAACAUUUCUAAUCCAGAAAAAAGGUUACCACUUGGAGGUGAUGGCAUUCAACAGGAAGGAGACAGAGACUAUCGCUUUCCACCAGUGGAAAACAGAGAGACUCUUAAUAGGCCAUCCCCAGUUGAUGUCAGGGAUUCUAUCGGACGGCCACCAGUAGAUCCAAGAGAGGGUCUAGGAAGACCUCCAAUAGAUGGAAGAGAACAUUUUGCAAGACCACAUAUAGAUCUGAGAGAAAAUUUUGGAAGACCAAGUGUGGAUAAUAUUGGUCGAAGAGAGCAUUUUGGUUUCAAUUCAGAAAAACCUUGGGGACAGAGAGGAGAUUAUGAUGAAAGAGAACACAACAUUUUCCCUAUCUAUGGUGCUCCUAAAAAUUUCCAUGAAGAUAGAGAGAGAUUUCGGCAUAUAAAUUACAGAUUUGAUAAUAGAAGUGGUCCGAACUGGAACAGGGGAUUUGAACAAGACGCUCACAGAGAUUUUGAUGACCGCAGAAGGCCCUGGGAAAGACAGAGGGACAGGGAUGACAGAGAUUUUAAUUUUUGCAGAGAAGUAAAUGGAAACAGAUUUGGAAGAGAGAGAAUUCAGAACAACUGGAUCCCUCCUCCACAUCCAAGGGUUUUUGAAUAUUUUGAAGGGGCCACUUCACAGCGCAAAGCUGAUAAUAUACCCCAGGUAAAUGGUGAAAAUACAGAGACAGAAAGUCAGCCACCAAAUGUGCAAGUGCAGAAUGAUCCAGAACUUUAUGAAAAACUAGCAUCUUCAAGUGAGAUAAACAAAGAGAAGAGUGACACAGAAGCUGAUAUAGAAAGUGAACCAGUGGUAGAAAGCACAGAAACUGAGGGGACAUAAUCAUCACUCAGUAGGUAAAAGAUACCUUUUGUAAAGUUGUCAUCUCUCUGUAAUAGAUAAAUGGCUGACUGGACCUUAGCAGUUCACUUUUGUCUGCCAGAAUUAAGUUAAUCUGAUGUUCAUGUUCUUCUUUCACUUAAAUAACUGUACAACUGACUUGUGUAGAACACUGUUCUUAAUUUGAACAUGGUAGGUAAACAUUUUUUAUUUCUCUGAUAAAACACAGACUUGCCCCCAGUUGCUUUUAAUGUCACAACGAUGAAUAACAGCUUGUCAAACAAAGACUUCCUAUGGAAGAAAAUGGAAUUUUUUAGAUACUACCAUUAGGUUGGCUGUGGAAAUUGUUAUACUUGAAAGCAGGUGCUGGUGUAUCUUGUCCAUGUUUUUAGGCUGCUGCAGAAUUUUAAAUAUAGACAAAGCUGUGAAUAUUACAUGUUCCUGAAAUUUGGCAAAAAAAA